CGUAACAGUGAGCGUCGAGGCAAUAGCCAAGACGUCGGCGAGGCCAUCACGAUUCUCAGGCAAACAUUGGCUUUGCACCCAAGCAGUCACCGAGAUCGGGUUCUGCCAUUAAAUAACCUUGCAAAUGGACUCUCUACCCGCUUUGAGCACGGAGGCAAUUACCAAGAUUUGGAUGAGGCUAUCAUGUUUUGCAAGGAAGCACUGGAUUUAGUCCCGGUCAUCGGUCACCCAAAUCGACCCAAGUCAUUAAAUAGCCUUGCGUAUACGCUCUCUACUCGCAUACAGCACCGAGGCGACGGCAAAGAAUUGAAUGAAGCUAUCGCAUAUCACAGGGAAGCGCUAUAUCGGACCCUGGUCGGUCACUCAAGUCGGUCCAAGUCAUUAAAUAACCUUGCGAAUCUGUGCAUUGACUCUGUUGACGCAACACAUCAGGAAAUCACGGGUUUACCUUCUCAACCUUAA
This is a messenger RNA of Suillus clintonianus, 462 nucleotides long. RefSeq lists its product as uncharacterized. Gene Ontology annotation, molecular function: protein binding. The annotation marks the transcript as partial. The record is from RefSeq and is a predicted model, not a curated record. NCBI's taxonomy places the organism in Eukaryota, Fungi, Basidiomycota, Agaricomycetes, Boletales, Suillaceae. The transcript has 2 exons.